Messenger RNA from Cicer arietinum (chickpea), 2829 nucleotides. Its product is annotated as type IV inositol polyphosphate 5-phosphatase 7. The record is from RefSeq and is a predicted model, not a curated record. NCBI's taxonomy places the organism in Eukaryota, Viridiplantae, Streptophyta, Magnoliopsida, Fabales, Fabaceae. Gene Ontology annotation, biological process: phosphatidylinositol dephosphorylation. Gene Ontology annotation, molecular function: inositol-polyphosphate 5-phosphatase activity; phosphatidylinositol-3,4,5-trisphosphate 5-phosphatase activity; phosphatidylinositol-4,5-bisphosphate 5-phosphatase activity.
CUUUAAUUUGCAAGACCAAAAAAUGUGGUAUAACUGUAGAAGAAUGCAGCUACAGGAUAUUACUAGAUCUAUCUUCACACUCACAUUUCACAUUUCACGUUUCACAUUUCACACUUCACAAUAACAAUUUACAACAACCCCUCUUGGCCUCUUCCCUUUGCUGACUGACUAAAGGGGCAGCCUUUGUUCAACUGACCGAGUCGUUUUAUUCAGAAGCCUUAAAGCUAAAAACACUCUGCCCGUUUGCCCCCUUUUUCAUGAGCUAAGUGUUGCAACUUCACCACAUAGAUACACCACAAGAGGAAAGUAAUUGGAGAACACUGAAACUGGCUAGGGGGUGUAUGAAGUAGAAGUGUCAAAAUGGGAGAUGAAAAUUCCAAGAAAAGCAAGCUCUCAUGGUCAAAGAAAAUGGUCAGGAAGUUCUUCAAUAUCAAAAGUAAAUGUGAAUGUUCCCAAGCAGAUACUGUUGUUUAUGGAGGAGGUGAAGUGGAAUAUGGAAGCAGGAAUAGCUUCUCUGAGAGAGAGCCAUGCACAAUCAAGAAGAGCAAAACAGAGAGGUUUAGCAGGAGCACCAGUCAGGUCAGGCGAGGAAGAAUGAAUCUCGACCAUCCUCGAAUUAUUGAUGUGCAGAACCAUAGCAUUUUCGUAGCUACAUGGAAUGUAGCUGGAAGAUCACCACCAAGUAAUUUGAGUUUAGAUGAUUGGCUUCAUUCCUCACCACCAGCUGAUAUUUAUGUUCUUGGAUUUCAAGAGAUAGUUCCCUUGAAUGCCGGUAAUAUCCUCGGGGCAGAGGACAAUGGCCCUGCGAAAAAAUGGUUAUCUCUCAUCAGAAAGACAUUAAACAAUCUUCCUGGAACAAGUGGAAGUAGUGGAUGUUAUACACCGUCUCCGAUUCCUCAACCAGUUGUAGAGCUGAAUGCAGAUUUUGAAGGAUCGGCUAGGCAGAAGAAUUCGUCUUUCUUCCACAGGCGAUCGUUCCAGACAACUUCUAGUGGUUGGGGAAUGGACAAUGAUCCUUCGGUUCUGCAGCCGCAACUAGACCGAAGAUACAGUGUAUGCGAUCGUGUAAUUUUCGGCCACAGGCCUAGUGACUUUGAUCCUAGUUUAAGAUGGGGUUAUAGGCCUAGUGACUAUUCAAGGGCAAGUGACUACUCAAGACCAAGUGACUAUUCAAGAUGGGGUUCAUCUGAUGAUGAUAAUGGACUUGUGGAUUCGCCAAGUACGGUCUUGUUUUCACCAAUGUCUUAUGGUGGUGGAUCUGCCUCUAAUGAAGAUGGAUAUGGCAUGCCGGGGCAUUCAAGGUACUGCCUUGUUGCGAGUAAGCAAAUGGUGGGAAUCUACCUUACUGUAUGGGUGAAAGGUGAACUGAAAGAUCAUGUUCGGAACAUGAAAGUGUCUUGUGUUGGCAGAGGAUUGAUGGGUUAUCUCGGAAAUAAGGGAUCAAUCUCAAUUAGUAUGUCUGUGCAUGAAACAAGCUUUUGCUUUAUCUGUAGUCAUUUAACCUCAGGACAAAAAGAGGGUGAUGAACUAAGAAGAAAUUCUGAUGUGAUGGAGAUACUUAAAAAGACAAGGUUUCCUCGUGUUCAUGGCGUGGACAAUGAGAAAUCUCCUCAGACAAUUCUUGAGCACGAUCGAAUUAUAUGGCUUGGAGAUUUGAAUUAUCGGAUUGCUCUCUCCUACCGUUCUGCUAAGGCACUUGUUGAGAUGCAAAAUUGGAGAGCAUUGUUAGAAAAUGAUCAAUUGAGAAUAGAGCAAAAAAGAGGCCGCGCAUUUGUAGGAUGGAAUGAAGGGAAGAUAUAUUUUCCUCCAACAUACAAGUAUUCAACUAAUUCAGAUAGAUAUGCGGGCGAUGAUAUGCACCCGAAGGAGAAAAGGAGAACACCUGCUUGGUGUGACCGAAUUUUAUGGUAUGGAGAAGGUCUGCAUCAGUUAUCUUAUGUUCGCGGAGAAUCCAGAUUUUCAGACCACAGACCUGUUUAUGGCAUAUUUUGGGCUGAGGUUGAGUCAACUCAUGGCAAAUUGAAGAAAAGUAUGAGUUGUUCUCGUUCCAGAAUCGAGGUGGAGGAACUUCUGCCGUACUCCGGUGGAUAUACUGAACUAAACUUUUUCUAAAGAAAAGGAAAGACGAAUAAGAGACGUGUCCAUCGAUAUUCAAGAAGUUACUUUGAAUGAAUUCUUUCAUGGAGGGAGAUAGAUAGGGACAACCCAUUUCACAUAUACCGAAAAAGUUUAUAAUCUGUAGAAUUUUGGUCAUGCUUUGCCUAACACAUGAUCACUACAACACAUUAUCUUGCUAGUACUGUCCAUAAUUUGAUACCAUAUAAACAAAUACUCAAGUUUCCACUUUUACAAUCAUUAGGUAGUUGAAGAAGAGGAUUUUUUUAUUCAAGAUUUUUUAAUUGUUUUUGGAGAAUAUUUAUGAUGACUGAAAGAUUGUCAGAAUAAUCAUUUGGACACUAACUUUUUUUUAUUUUAAAAAUGUAAUGUAAAGAGAAUGAGAGUUUUGAUGUAUAGUAAUUGCUGCCACAGUAAUUGAGUAAAGAAACAAAAAAAAAAAAUUGAAGUUCAUGAUAGAUGCCAGAAACUUUCUUGUGCUAUCUGUGCCUGCACGAUAAUUUUUUUACUGAUAAAGUUGGCUUGACAUCAAAAUCAAAUAGUAACACACUACAGUUGCUGAGGUUCUUCUUUAUACUAAUGAAGAAUAGUAGUUGAGUAUUUAACAAACUAUAAGAGGCAUGUAGGUUUGGCGGGAAUAAUUUUUGGAGGCUCUAAUGCAACAGGGCCCUCUUGUUUCAAGAUUCUAUUUACAUGCCUGUCCAUUUCUGUUUA